UAUCUUUCAGGAAGUAAAUAUAAGGCUAAAGGAAACUGGGGAACAAAAUGCAUCGACAGGAGCAGUGACAGAAGCAUAACGUCGUAUGGACUUGUGAAUGUGAAACACACGACGAUGUCGCAUCAAAAAGUGUCUAUCAAGGAAUACAGAGUCAUCCUUCCCAUAACAGUUGAGGAGUACCAGGUGGGCCAGCUGUACUCGGUGGCUGAGGCCAGCAAAAAUGAGACGGGCGGAGGGGAAGGCGUGGAGGUGCUGAAGAACGAGCCCUACGAGAAGGAUGGGGAGAAGGGCCAAUUCACCCACAAGAUCUACCGCCUGCACAGUAAAGUGCCGGGCAUUAUCCGGGCGCUGGCACCAGCAACUGCCUUGAACAUUCACGAGGAGGCCUGGAAUGCAUACCCAUACUGCAAAACAGUACUCACGAAUGAGUACAUGAAGGAUAACUUUUUGAUCCAGAUUGACACGUGGCACAAACCUGACCUGGGUGAACAGGAAAAUGUUCAUGGUCUACCUGCAGACGUGUGGAAGAAAGUGGAAGUUGUCCCCAUUGACAUUGCAGACCGGAGUGCCGUGAGUGACAAGGACUACAAAGAGGAUGAAGACCCUGCCACAUUUAAGUCCGUGAAGACGGGAAGAGGACCACUUGGUCCAGAUUGGAAGAAGGACCUUGCAAACGGUCCACAUAUGUGUGCCUACAAACUGGUCACUGUCAAGUUCAAGUGGUAUGGCCUGCAAAACAAGGUGGAAAGCUUCAUUCAUUCGACAGAAAAGCGCCUGUUCAACAAUUUCCAUAGACAGCUGUUCUGUUGGCUUGAUAAGUGGCAUGGGUUGACCAUGGAGGACAUCCGGAGAAUGGAGGACGAAACUCAAAGAGAACUUGAUCAAAUGAGAGAAAAAGAACCUCUGAAAGGCACGCCUGCAUUACAAAGCUAAAACCACAGCUGUCACUCACUUUGCCUUACAACACCAGCAUCUCGGCCGGACUGCAGUCUGUCUGAAGAAAGGUUAUGAUCGAGCCUAUCUUCUCAAUUUCCCCGUUGACCAGUCAACAAAGCCUUUAUCCUCGUGGUGGAUCAUCAAGUUCCUACAGCCUUACCACUUGAACGGAUCAGCCUAGUUCACAGUACACUAAUGAUUAUGGUGUUUUUUUUUCUCCCCUUCAUGAUUGUAUGUGUUUUCAUUCGGUUUGGACAUGUGGUGUCAAAUAUGGUCUAGCUUAUAUGCAGUGUGCCCUCUUUUUUAUCCUGUACAACAGAGUGGACCAAAUCCAACUGUCAGACUUUUGAUCUUCUCUCUCUUGAUUGAAUGGCCUUCAGAUGUACUUUUUACAGUAUUGUUUGCCAUACUCUUGUUUAUUUAUGGUUGGUUUACAUGUUGCUGUGGCAGUUAAGUGGCAGUCCAGUGGGGUAUUCCAAGAAUCUGGCUCAGUGGUACACCUGGUUAAGUUAACCUUGAGACAAUGGUAAAUCAUCUAAUAGAAGAGCCUGGAGUCCUCCUUUUUCUUAAAUAAGUGACUACUGCGGGCUGUCUACUAUUAGGUUUACCACUUCCUGUUGGUUAAAUUAGCCAGGUGUAUUACUUAGCCAUGUUCUUGGAAUUACAUCCCAGGCCAAGCAUGGGAUCUGUGGGUGUUUGCUGUAUGUCUGUGUGAACAUGUUUUACUCAAAAAAAAAACGGGGUAAUGGUAUAAAAACUACAUUAAUAUCUGGGGUAAAUUUUUUAUGUUCUUGACAUGGUUGUGUGGUCAAGGGAAGAAGGAAAAAAGAAACACUGUAUUUGUAUGUCUUCAGAUACACUGUAGUACUCUUUAUAUGGCAUAUCAUGAAAUUAAAAGACUUUAUAUUUA
Molecule: messenger RNA, 1846 nt
Organism: Engraulis encrasicolus (European anchovy)
Lineage: Eukaryota; Metazoa; Chordata; Actinopteri; Clupeiformes; Engraulidae
Gene: pitpnaa
Product: phosphatidylinositol transfer protein, alpha a
Exons: 12
Coding region: 115-933 (272 amino acids)
Biological process (GO): phospholipid transport
Cellular component (GO): cytoplasm
Molecular function (GO): phosphatidylcholine binding; phosphatidylinositol transfer activity; phosphatidylcholine intramembrane carrier activity
Source: RefSeq, a predicted model, not a curated record